CAGCAGGGUUUCAAUGGGGUUUCUUUGACUCUAGGGUUACAACAACACGGUGGAAGCGGGUGAGCCUGGCAUUCCCUCCUCCUUCGGUGAGCAGUCAUCAUAGCUCGCUCUUCUAUGCAACAACCAUUGAUGCUGCUAUGCCUACUAUUGUUGGAAUGGCACCGAAAAACCAGGAUGCCAUUGAUGCUGCUAUUGUUGGAAUGCUUGCAGAUCCCAAAGAGGCAAGGGCUAGAAUCAGAUAUGUUCACUUUUUACCUUUCAAUCCUGUUGACAAGAGAACUUCUCUGACUUACAUUGAUGCUGAUGGAAACUGGUACUGUGCCAGCAAAGGCGCUCCGGAGCAGAUCAUGAACUUGUGUAAUCUAAGGGAUGAUGCUAAGAAGAAGGUUCAUGCCAUUAUUGAUAAGUUCGCCGAAAGAGGCCUUCGUUCCCUAGCCAUUUCAAGACAGGAAGUUCCUUCUUGGCAAGACAAAGAUGCAAGUAUCGCCACACUUCUCGUCGAAGAGUUAAUUGAGAAAGCCGAUGGAUUUGCCGGAGUCUUUUCAGGUUUAUACUCAUUACUAUUUUCUCAAAGAGGAAAUCAUGUUCCACACUACAAUUGGGUUUUUGAGACAAUGGAUGAAAGCAAUGCCAUAUAUAUUCAGAAUAACAGAAACUUCAUCUGA
Arachis duranensis is the source of this 665-nucleotide messenger RNA. RefSeq names its product plasma membrane ATPase 4-like. Gene Ontology annotation, molecular function: nucleotide binding; P-type proton-exporting transporter activity. Gene Ontology annotation, biological process: proton transmembrane transport; regulation of intracellular pH. The transcript is spliced from 4 exons. Lineage: Eukaryota; Viridiplantae; Streptophyta; Magnoliopsida; Fabales; Fabaceae. Gene Ontology annotation, cellular component: plasma membrane. Bases 138 to 665 code for a protein of 175 amino acids. The record is from RefSeq and is a predicted model, not a curated record.